Macrobrachium nipponense is the source of this 1831-nucleotide messenger RNA. It is a transcript of the gene GPHR, whose product is annotated as Golgi pH regulator-like. The record is from RefSeq and is a predicted model, not a curated record. The coding region runs from base 114 to 1514 and encodes 466 amino acids. Gene Ontology annotation, molecular function: voltage-gated monoatomic anion channel activity. The transcript has 11 exons. Gene Ontology annotation, biological process: intracellular pH reduction. NCBI's taxonomy places the organism in Eukaryota, Metazoa, Arthropoda, Malacostraca, Decapoda, Palaemonidae. Gene Ontology annotation, cellular component: Golgi cisterna membrane.
CUACAAUUUGCUGCGGUUUCUUACCUCCGUCCAGAAGAGGAAGUUUGAAAACAAACACUGACACCUGCUUCCUUCUUCUACCCAAAUGUCAACUUCCUGAUAACGACGCGAAAAUGGGGAUACUGGUCGAUAGUGCUAUCAUGAUUGGGUCUAUGUUGAUAUUCUUCGUUGGAGGGUGGGUGUGGUUUGUGAAGAAAAUAUUCAGAGAUUAUGAAGCUCAUAAUACUUUGGUACAGUUGUUUUUUCCAAUGAUCUUUAUGCUGUCUUGUACAAUGUUUGAGCUCAUCAUCUUCGAGAUAGCUGCAGUUCUUGAAGCUGGGUCUCGAUACCUUUACUGGCAAGUGGUUUUAUAUUCGAUGCUUAUAAUGCUUAUCCUUGUCAUCCCCUUCUACCUGUGCCACUUUGUUGUUUCAAAUAUACGAAUAGUUCGUGGUGAAUGGGUGAAUAUUCUGUCAAUCGUUACGUGGGGUGUAUUUAUGGUUUGCUUCUGGAAAAUUGGGGAUCCUUUCCCAAUUCUUAGUCCUCAACAUGGAAUAUUAUCAAUAGAGCAAAGUAUCAGUCGCAUUGGUGUCAUAGGGGUGACGGUUAUGGCUGCAUUAUCAGGAUUUGGUGCUGUUAACUACCCCUACACAUCUAUGAAUAUUUUCAUGCGUCCGGUUACAAAACAUGACAUUCAGUCUCAGGAACGUAGGCUGCUGCAAACUAUUGAUGUCAUUGUGAGCAAAAAGAAAAGAAUAGCACUUGCAGAGAGAGAGAGGCACACUUCUAAGAUUCAGGAUGACACUGGAUCAAGCUCUCGUAUUUGGGGUCUUCUUCGCAGUGUAACAACAAGCACUCGUCCGCAAGGGGAAAGUGUGACUGCUAUAAAGCAAGAAGUUUCUGCUCUUGAGGAGCUUUCCAGACAGUUGUUUUUAGAAAGUGUUGAAUUGCAAGGUCAAAGAGAAAGAUUAGAAUGGGCAAGUACCUUUCAAGGACGGUUUUUCAAUUUCAUGGGAUACUUCUUCUCUCUGUAUUGCUCAUGGAAGAUUUUUAUAUCCCUCGUGAACAUAGUUUUUGAUCGUGUUGGAAGAAAGGACCCAGUAACAAAAGGGAUGGAGAUAGCCGUUCACUGGCUUGGUUUCGACAUUGAUGUCCAGUUUUGGUCUCAGCACAUAUCCUUCUUUUUGGUUGGGUGUAUCAUUGUUACCUCAAUUAGAGGCUUCAUUCUCACCUUAACUCGUUUCUUCUAUGCAGUGUCAAGUAGUAAAUCAUCAAAUAUCAUUGUGCUUGUGUUGGCACAACUAAUGGGUAUGUAUUUUGUAUCCAUGGUGAUGCUCAUGCGUAUGAAUAUGCCCUUGGAAUAUAGAACAAUUAUUACGCAGGUUUUAGGAGAUCUGCAAUUUCACUUUUAUCACCGAUGGUUUGAUGUUAUUUUCCUCGUCUCAGCACUUACUACAAUGGGCAUCCUCUACUUAGCACACAAACAAGUAAAUUCGACAGAUAAAACUGAAUCAUUUUAUGGACAUAAAUGGUGACAGAAUGUGAUGCUAGGUAUGGAUUCGAUACCUUAUUUUUAUGGCAAAGAAAAACUUGUUAAACAUAAAGUAAAUAGAGGUCGAAAAUUUUAUGAUGAACUUUAUAAGGAAAUGAGUAGGUCUUUGUUAAGAUGUUAUGGGACUGUUGUGGUUAAUGAUUCACUGAAUAAAAAUAUGCACUGCGAUUUCAUGAGUAAUUAAGUCUAAUAUGUAUUUUGUAAGAAGGAAUCAUUAUAGUAUUGUAUGUCAUUGAACGAAUUGUGAUACCUUGUUGUGAAAUGCAUAAUUACAUAGAAAAUAAACCUCGCAAAGUGAAA